Molecule: messenger RNA, 5325 nt
Organism: Triplophysa dalaica
Lineage: Eukaryota; Metazoa; Chordata; Actinopteri; Cypriniformes; Nemacheilidae
Gene: dlgap1a
Product: discs, large (Drosophila) homolog-associated protein 1a
Exons: 12
Coding region: 281-3256 (991 amino acids)
Biological process (GO): signaling
Cellular component (GO): postsynaptic specialization; glutamatergic synapse
Molecular function (GO): molecular adaptor activity
Source: RefSeq, a predicted model, not a curated record
CUCGCUGUCACUGUCAGGUGCCGAGCAGACCGACUCCAGGAUCAUAUCAAGCCACAUCCUCUCUGUGCAGCUCGCUAAAGGAUUUACUUCACCAAGCUGUGUGUAUUAACUUUGACUGAUAAAGAGCCCAAGGUUUGUGUGGAAUUUUGCAACAAAGGAUUCCUGUGUGCCCUGGAAUAUAUCAACUUAAAAUGAGACACUGUUGAGCACUGAGCUGUAAUAUUGGGGCCAUACUGCACGUGGAUGCCUCCGACCCUUGCUGGAUGAUUCCAUCUCUGUGAUGAAAGGCUUAUCCAGUAGCCGCAGCCACCAUCACAUGGUGACCUGCGACCCCUCCUUGGACUCCAUGGGUCACCACUUGGACCACAAGCCCUACCUCAUCAGUCAGAUCGACAACCCCCACCCGACUGACCAAUCAUACUACAGCCAGAGAAGCCCCUACCAGCCUGACUGCGUGGUGCCUUACGGGACCUUCCCCCGCCGACACUACAGCUCUCCGCACGAACUGAAGGAUGAGACUGCAUUGGUUCCCUACACUGGGGGAGGUGUUCCAGCCAACAAGGGCCAGCGUGUCCCCGUUCCCCUGUUGAAUCAGUUCGACCGCCAACUCCCAGUGCCUCGGGACGGCUAUCACACGCUACAGUACAAGCGUGCCGCCGCAGCCUUGGAGCAACGGAGCGACAGCCCCGGACGAAUCCGACACCUGGUGCACUCCGUUCAGAAGCUCUUCACCAAGUCCCACUCGCUAGAGGGCCCACACCACGCUCACGGCCACGGCAAGAGCAGCAUCAACGGAGGCAAGGCCAGCCCCGACGGAGAGCCCCCCGCCAUUCGGCACCGCAAGCGCAGCAAGAGCAGGGAGCGCUGCAAGUCUGCCGAGCCCAAGAACCGGACGCCACCAUCUGGCUACUGGAGCUCAGAUGACUUGGAACGCGAGGCCUGCCUGUUCCACCACGGACCUCCUGGCGUCAUGACCAUGGGUCGUCACCCUGACAAGUCGCAGUCGCAGUACUUCCUGGAGUCCUACAACACCAUCAAUGACCAGGCGCUUAAAAACUCGCGGAGCAACAACGACAUAGGGAAGUGCUCGUCACGCGUGCCACUGAGCGUGGACGCUACACAGCUCAUGAAGAAGAGCUCGUGGUCGUCCUCUCUCACGGUGAGCAGAGCACGUCAAGUCUACCAGAAGGCCUCUGUAAAUGUAGAUAAGGCUCUAGUGAAAGCAGAGGCUUGUCAGCAGGAGCGCUCAUGCCAAUUCUUGCAGGUCCCUCAAGAUGAGUGGGGGGGCUUUCCGUUGGGGAAGGACGACGAUAUCCCGUUCAGACGCAUGCGCAGCGGCAGCUACGUGAAAGCCAUGGCGGAGGACGACAGCGGUGACUCGGACGGCAGCCCUAAACCCUCACCCAAGAUGCAGGCGCGACGAGCCAGCUACCUCAAAGCCACACAGCCAUCAUUGACGGAGAUGACCACUCUAAAGAUCUCCCAAGAGCAUUCUCCAAAGCUUUCGAUCCGGAGUCACAGCUACUUGCGGGCGGUGAGUGAAGUCUCCAUCAAUAGGAGCGUGGACACCCUGGACCCCAAAGCUCUGUUAGCCUCUCCCCAAUACCGCUCGCGCAAUGAGAGCUACAUGAGGGCUAUGAGCACCAUCAGCCAGGUGAGUGAGGUGGAGGUUAACGGGCAGAUCGAGGCCGUGUGCGAGAGCAUGUUUAGCGAAAUGGAGUCGCAGGCGGUGGAUGCCCUGGACCUGCCCAUGCCCGGAUGCUUCCGCAUGAGGAGUCACAGUUAUGUGCGCGCUAUGGACCAAGGCUGCUCGCAGGAUGAGGAAGAGCCUUUGCUUCCAUCCUCCCCACCACGGAACACCACUACUGUCAGAACAAUACAGAGCAGCACAGUGUCAUCAUGUAUCACAACCUACAAAAAGACUCCUCCGCCAGUUCCUCCUCGCACCUCCACCAAACCCUUCAUCUCCAUCACGGCCCAGAGCAGCACCGAGUCAGCGCAGGAUGCUUACAUGGACGGUCCUGGGACGUGUGGCGAGCCAGUCCUCCACUCUGGUCUGAGCAAUUCCACCGAGAGCAUUGACAGCAUGAAAGCCCUGACGGCAGCCAUAGAGGCGGCCAAUGCUCAGAUCCACGGGCCUGCCAGUCAGCACGUCAGUAACAGCUCGGUCACCAUCAGCACUAGCCCCUUCUCUCCGCUGCCCAUGCCUCUGCCUGUACCCAUUCCUAUGCCAGCUAUUGAAGACUUUCGAAGAGAUGUGCUCAGGAAGAGCAGGUGCCUUUCCAUUGGCAUCCAGGUGGAUGGGCCUGAGGAUCAGGAAAUGGAGGACCCGUCCAAGUUCCAGUCAGUUGGGAUUCAGGUUGAAGAGGUGCACGGUCACCGUCGGUUCACACGUUCUAACAGCGUGACGGCAGCAGUACAGGCCAAUCUGGACACUCCAGACUACACACCAGCUGACUCUCCUGUCACAGAUUUCCCGUCGUCGGGCUGCAUGUCACGGCAAUACUCGCGUGAUGCCGCCACCUCCACCGUCAGCAUCCAGGGCUCAGGGAACCACUACCAUGCCUGCACAUCAGACGACUACGAGGACGUUGGAUUCGACCCCUCCAUCUUGCCCCCGCCCGAUCCGUGGAUUGACAGCGUAACGGAAGACCCCCUGGAGGUUGUGGGCCGCUCAGUGUGUCAGCGUGACGGCCGCUGGUUCCUCAAGCUUCUGCAGGCAGAAACAGAGCGUAUGGAGGGCUGGUGCAGGCAGAUGGAACAUGACGAGAGGGAAAACAAGCUUCCUGAUGAUAUCCUCGGGAAGAUCCGCAGUGCAGUGGGAAGUGCACAGCUGCUUAUGUCUCAGAAAUUCCAGCAGUUCCGAGAACUGUGUGAGGAAAAUUUGAACCCAAACGCUCACCCACGGCCGGUGGCUCAGGAUCUCGCAGGGUUCUGGGAUAUGCUCCAACUCUCCAUUGAGAAUAUCAGCCUGAAGUUUGAUGAGCUGCACCAGCUCAAAGCCAACAACUGGAGGCCCCUCGACCCCCCUGAGAGAAAGGAGAAAAGGCUGCCUCCCCCAGUGCCAAAGAAACCCCCAAAAGGCCACCCUCCUCUGGCCAGGGACCGCUCGCUGGAGAGCACAGAGAAGCAGCGUCAGGAGGCUCGAAAACGCUUGAUGGCAGCCAAGCGGGCCGCUUCCGUGCGGCAGAACUCGGCCACAGAGAGCGCAGACAGCAUCGAGAUCUAUAUACCCGAGGCCCAGACCAGACUAUGAAACUGCCAGACGCAUAAACACACAUUCACACACAAAUUACACCGUAAGCACAACACAUCACACUGAUAUAUACAGUAUUUGCCUACUGCAUCGAUCACUGUAGGGUCACACACACCAGCGCCACGAUAGCACAGAAGUACGAAUUUGAUCUUUUAUUAUUUAAAAAAUGACAUCAUAUUAAUGACCCCAAGCCAUCAUUGCAGUAGAUCACUGACACACACAUAUAUGCUAUUUGGAGCUUAGUCACUUUAUAUACAGUAUACUGCUUUUUUCUCAUGCUUGUGUGGUUUACAAACUUUGUAAACACACAAAUAUAUCUAUAUACGUAAAUAUAUAUAUAUAUAUGAAAUUUACACACACAGGCACUGUUAAACAUGCACAUAUGUGUAUACUGACCUCUUUGAGAGCCAUUCGCUCGCCAUGUCAAUACAUGUGGGCAUAUACACGAAUAUAUACUUUAUAAUUUGUCAGUUCGACACACACUUACAACAAACAAACAUGCGUAUUCACUCUGAAUGACGUGGACUGGGUGUUUGUAAUAUAAUCUGUUUUCCCUUAAAGGAGCGUUAUAGCAGGUUUAAUGUCUCGCUUCACCAGUAUUUUCCAUUUGUCUCUCUCACAUUCUGUCUUAAGCCUACGAUCCGAAGCGACCAUAGUGAAUUAUGUUCCAAGACAUGUGAAGUAGGUAUCACUUCAGUAGAAAACCCCCUGUCGGUCCUUCUCAGUAGUGCCAUCUAGCAAACACUGUAUCCGGUUUGCUGUAGGAUUUUCUCUAUUUUUUUCUUUAGCAGAGCAAAAUUACUUUUUUAUUUCUGUUUCCAUUCCUGCCCCCUCUUUUCCUCUUCUUUUUCUUAACUUUAACACAAUUUGGAAAAUAUUACCACGUAACAGGGUAUUUUGAGCUAAAAGCAAUACGCGUUUAAAAAUGAUGUUGAACUGCAUUUAUUUCAAUGUAGGCUAGUGAUUCUAACUGAUUCAUUGAUGAUGAAAAGAUGCCUUCGCUAUGCUGUAGCCUGUUCAUUUUGGGUUUAAAUCUCUUUAUGUGGAACAUUUAGGCAUUCUUUAGCGUAUAAUAUACAAAUAAACCUACUUAUCAAUUUUUGUAAUAUAUAUUUGGGGCCUUUUGUGGAUUUUUAUGUAGACGAGUAGUGGAACAGUAAUGAGAUGAUUGCAAAAAAUAAAUCUAGACUAAAAGGGGAAUUCUAAUAAAAUGCAAGAUUUUCAUCAUUGUUCACACGAUUAUGUCUUUCCAGUAGCAAUUUCAGUGACUUAUAUUUUAAUGUGUUUUAAUACUGUGUUGGGGCACAGGGGGAGUCAUUUUUUGUAAGAUUUGUGCUCAAAGGGGUUGUGACUCUGAGAGGACCAUGUGACUCUGCCUGAUCCAUCAUGUCAGGUGAGCUAAACAAGCGUUAAACUCUCAGGAAAAGACAGAGAAAUAGUGAGUGCCGCAAAAUCAGGGUCUCCCAGUGGUAAUGUUUUGCGUGUAUUUGUGUGCGUGUUUGAAGCACACACAGGUGUGUUUUGAAGAAUGUAUGAAUCUCUGUGGUGAACAGGUAUGGGUGGCUUGUGUGUGUGCGCCUGUGUGCAUACUGUAUGUGGGUGUGUUUAUAAAAGUGCUUCCUAAUUUCCUUAGUUAACACAAUCUUUGAAUUUGUUUUUGUUUUUUGGAUGAAGUUUAGUAGCCUCAUGACCUUGUGUACAGUAUCAAAGCCCCUUGUUCUUACUUUGGUCUAUAUUGUUUGUACAAGAAAACAAUGAUGAGGUAGUUCCUGUAAGCAUGCAGACACAAUAUGAGUCCUAUAGAUAUAACGGAUUUAUACUAUUAUUUGUUUUAUUUAUGUACUUAUUUAUUUGUCUUACUAUUUAAGAUUUAUUUUUAUGGUUUCGAUUCGGUUUAGUGAUCUGUCAUGGCACCCUCAUAUUGUGAAUAUGUUGUACUGUAUGUAUAAACAUUAUAUGUGCAUACAUACGAUGAACAAAGAAUAAAUUCUUGAAACUUUUUUUGUCUUUAAAUUACAGAAUUUAUGCGGAUUCAAUACCUAAACCGUUCUCAAGCAAAAUAGAUUAAG